AAUCUUAAAAACUUCUAAAGAGUCAAACUAAGUACUACGAUUUCAAAGCAUGGGAGGAAAAGGCGGUAGUGGUGGAGGAGGGAAAGGUGGUGGUGGUGGUGGCAGUGGAGGAAGGAGCGGCGGCGGUGGAGGAGGAGGAGGAGGGAAAGGCGGUGGCGGUGGAGGAGGAGGGAAAGGCAGUGGUGGUGGUGGUGGAGGAGGUGGCUACAUGGUUGCGCCAGGGAGCAAUGGAUCUUCUUACAUUUCAAGAGACAACUUUGAGAGUGACCCUAAAGGUUACUUUGAUAAUCUGCAUGGUAGUGGACAGGGUAACAAGUGAUUUUGGUCUGUAUUCCAUGUCUAUGCAGUGAAUGUGGUUACUAUUACCAAAUCUAAUGAAUGAAUAAAUGAGUUUUUGCUUUA
This is a messenger RNA of Arabidopsis lyrata subsp. lyrata, 402 nucleotides long. RefSeq names its product glycine-rich RNA-binding protein 10. The record is from RefSeq and is a predicted model, not a curated record. Bases 50 to 319 code for a protein of 89 amino acids. Lineage: Eukaryota; Viridiplantae; Streptophyta; Magnoliopsida; Brassicales; Brassicaceae. The transcript has a single exon.